UGACGUUCCACAUGUACUAGUCAUCCAUAUAAUAUAUGCAAACUGAGUAGCUUGGAAAAUGUAAAGUCUUCCAGGAGCGUCAAUAGCAAACGAACAAGCUAGCUAGCACUAGCUACCUAGUUAGCAUAGUAGCUAAUGAGUGGAUAGCUCUGUUUUGGUACGUUGUUGAGCGGGUAGCGUGAACGGACAGAAAGAUGAUGGAGGAUUUUUCUGGACUGGCUUUGCCCCCUCUUUUUGGGGGCCACAUUCUUGAAGCAGAGUUGGAACCCGGUGGCGUUGAGUUAGGUCCUGGGGAGGUAGAGCUGGGCCCAGGAGGCAAUGAACUGCUUGAAGGUGGGGCGUCGAGACCUGGGCAGGAGGAGGAGGAAGAGAGGAAAGAACUCAAUAAAAGAAAAUGUCUGGCGCUGAGCAGGUGGUGUAAAGAAGUCGAACAGGUGAAUGAGAAACUGCUGGGUCGGCUUCACCAGGUUCAAGCUCUAACGCGCCGCAUGAAGAAAGAGAGAAGGUUUCUAAUGAAGACACUGGAUGCCCAUGGCGAUGACUACAGACAUUCUCAUCUCACGAUAGUGCUUGAGGAUGAGUCUAGUUCCCAUUUAGACUCUUUGGCUACAGCCGAAGAUGAGAGGUUGAAUGGCAUUCCUGGCUCUUCGCCGCCCCUUGUGGCUCUCCAACAAACAGGACCCAAAAAGAAAAGGCAUCGAGUCCCAAAACUGGAGAGGGAAAGAGACCCACAGACUGAAGCAGAUAUGUCCCAGUUGGCCGAGGCACAGUUUGGUGAAUUUCCCAGCCCAACUUCUCUGUCUCACUGACCAAGGUCAUAGCCAACUGUCAGGACAUGUGGUGCAGAAAUCAGAUGCUUGGACUGUCAGCUGAAUGGACAUGGUGUCGAGGACACAAACUGUGGUUUGAGUUUAUACUCCUGGGCGUUCCCUUCGUUUGGAAACCUUCCCUGGUUCUGUUCAGGAUUUCAGUGUUAUGCUCUUCUUGAUUUAUAACUCUUCUUGCAGCAGUCCAGAGGAGUCUGUAAAGCCUGAAUGCACACUGUUGGUUACUGGUCUAAAGAUCUUAUGGUCAAAGUUGUAAUGACUGAUGUAGUGAGAUUUAUGCAGAUGUGUUGAAUGUUGAAGACUAUAUGGGGAUUUC
Molecule: messenger RNA, 1143 nt
Organism: Osmerus eperlanus (European smelt)
Lineage: Eukaryota; Metazoa; Chordata; Actinopteri; Osmeriformes; Osmeridae
Gene: tfpt
Product: TCF3 (E2A) fusion partner
Exons: 7
Coding region: 195-809 (204 amino acids)
Biological process (GO): apoptotic signaling pathway; positive regulation of apoptotic process; apoptotic process
Cellular component (GO): Ino80 complex
Molecular function (GO): DNA binding
Source: RefSeq, a predicted model, not a curated record